AUGGUGAGGGCACACAGUAUGUUUUUCAGCUUCAACUUUGCCAUCUGUAAUUUAGAAGUGGAGAAAGUUACUUCUCUGUUAAACAAACUGAAAAUUGAAUCCCGGCACCCUUCCGUAGGGCAGGCCCUGGGUGACAGCCCACAGCGGUGCAGAGUUCGCGAUGUGCGUGUCCCGCUCCCGCGGCCAUGCCGAGUGACACAGAGGGGCAGCUGGUGCUGGCACCCGGAGCUGUCCGGCACCCCGUGCCCGGGCCCGCUGUCCCGGGGCUGCCGGCUGCCCCAGCCCGCCUCGGGGCCGCCCCGGUGCCCCGGGAGCGGCAGCGCCGCGGCGGCCCCGCCUGCCGGGCAGCCUGGCAACGCCCGCGCCGCAGCCCGGCCCAACCGCCCGGUAGCGGCAGCGGCAGCGGCAGCCAUGAGGGCGGCGGACGGGCACGCACCCGCGGCGGCGGCGGCGGCGGCCGGGGAGCCGGGCAGCGAUGUCCGCGGCGAGCAGCCCCGUGAGCACGGCCGUCCCCGGUCCCCGGCCAGCCCUGCCCCAGCCCGGGCCCAGCCCGCGCUGUCCCCUCGGGAGCCCAGCCGUUCCCCACUGAUGUCCCCCUCACUGAUGUCCCCCAGCACCGCGGCGGGUGCUGGCUCUGGUGCCGUGGGGCGUCCGCAUCCCUCUCCGGCUCCCUGGAGACUUCCUGCAGCGAGGACAUCUUCUCAGAUGCCUCUCCAUCUUCGGCCCUGCCCUGGGAUGUCUGUCAUGGGGAAGGCACGGUGGCCGGCUCCCCAGUGGCCCUGGGCUGGCCUUGGCUACCAGCAGCCCCAUCUGGGAGGACACACCAGGGUCCUGUCCUUACCAUCCUCCUGUCCUGGGGAGUAG
Melospiza georgiana is the source of this 864-nucleotide messenger RNA. RefSeq names its product skin secretory protein xP2-like. NCBI's taxonomy places the organism in Eukaryota, Metazoa, Chordata, Aves, Passeriformes, Passerellidae. The record is from RefSeq and is a predicted model, not a curated record. Bases 1 to 864 code for a protein of 287 amino acids. The transcript has 2 exons.